AUGAACGGGUUAUACAAAAAAAGCCAGUUAAAUGCUGCAGAGGAAAAUCUCUGUAUGAGCUCAAUUUUGAGGAAAAAUAUGUUUAGUAGAUAUGAAAUAAAACCUAAAUAUUUUAAUGUACCAAUAUAUCAAAUUAAAAAUUUAAGUAACGAAUGUUUCGAAAGGGUGUCGAAUAAUUCAUGGUAUGAUACUAGCAGCUUUAAGAAGAAGAAAGGAGCUUAUUUAUUUUGUAGAGAUGUCAAAAACAAUAAUUUGGAAAACAAUAACAAAGAAAUUUCUGACUCUAAUGAGGAAAAAAACAAUGGAAUUGAAAUAUCAACAAAUGCUACUAAUCCUAUGGAGACAAGCAUUGAAGGUACGACGAAAUUAGAAAAUUGUGGUGGUACAUUAUCGCCACUUGUAUUAUGUAGACAUAUAAAUGAUAAAGCAUCAAAUGAUAGUGAAUUGAAAAGAAAAAAUGUAAUGCAUAACUCACCUAAUGAUGGAGCCAUAACUGUUAACACGACAUCAGGAGCGCAUACAAGAAGAGCAAAAAUUAACAAAUUGGAAAAAAUUAACAAAUUUGGAAAAAUAAACAAAUUGGAAGAAAUUAACAAAUUGGAAGAAAUUAACAAAUUUGGAAAAAUUAACAAGUUUGGAAAAGUUAACAAGUUGGGAAAAAUUAACAAAUUAGUGCAUGAUAAUUAUAAGUUUCCCGAACAUGCAACUGCACAAAGAAAUAAGCCAAAAUAUGACAUUGCCCAUGUUGAGAAAAUGAAAACGAAGAACAUCCACCCAUUUAUAAGUAGUUCAAAUAAAAAAAAAGAAACAAAUAUUGAUCUUUGCAAAUACAGAAAAGAAAAUAAUUUUAGUAGUUAUCCAGGAAAUGACAACACAAAUCAGAAUCACGUCCCCAAUGAGCACAUAGAAGAAAAAGUAACUUCAUAUGGACACAAAUUAUGUACACUUUCGAUAGAUGAAAAAAUGAUGUCUGAUAAAAAUAGGAACUCAUAUUUCAUAUAUGAUGUUAAAAAAAUGAAAGAAAAAAACAUCAAUCGGAUUGAGACAAAGAAGAAAAAUAUGAGAGACUAUUUAUAUAUUACCCAUUCUAUGGGAGAAGCAGAAAAUGAAUCUCACCUCCAUUCCUAUUUGAGUUCUGAGUCUGCAUCCGUUAGUAAGAUACAGAGUAGCAGUUUUAAUCACAGGGGUAAGAAAAAUGAAAAAAAGUCUAUGUCAUUUGAGGAAGAAAAAAUGAGUAAAAUGCUUAACUCCACUGGAAAUACCAUGUCUACAUCUAAAGAAAUCGAUAUGAAUAAAAAACCAUUCAGAAAUUGCAAGCAAAACAAAAAUAAUUUGGGGGAUGAAUUAAAUAUUUUCCUGAACGAAAGCAAUAAAGGAGGUACAACAAAUGAGGAAUGUUUAGAUGCCAAAGUGUUUGGAAAAUCCAUCUCAGAUUCCAAGAUAGAGAAAAAGCAAAACGGAGAAAAUCAUGUAGCAGUAAACAAACAAAUUAUCAGUUGGAAGAGUAGAACAAGUGGUAAACAAAAAAUGGAUAUGUACUUGGAAAAAUAUGAAACGAAGAAAAUGGAUUUCUCAGAAUGCAUGAUGCUUAAAGAUGUAAGUGUUGAUCUAAAUAUAGAUGUAAAUGUAAAUAAUUCUAAGAACUUGGAAAAGUAUAUAGCAGUGUCUAAAAAUGUAUUGGAGGAAAAUCCAAGGUUACAUCUGUUAGAUGCAACUGGAGAUGAAAAAAUAAAUAUCCAUCUACCUGUUAAUACCAAAAUGUAUUUUAUCAUUGAUUUUAAGAUAUAUAAACCAAUAUUUAUGAAAAAUGUUAGUCAGAUAAAGGUAUACAUAAAUAAUAAACUACUUCAAUGUGUUUACAUAAAUGAAUAUCCUCAGAAUUUUUCUGUAGUUGUGCAGAACACGGUUAAUAUCCUUAGCGAAAAGUUACUAGCCAAAAUGAAAAAUAAGCUAAUUAAUAUAAAAGAAACAAAUGUGCUAAAAUUUAUUUAUCUUAAUAAUGAAAAAGAAAUUGGAUACUCCUAUGUUAGUAUUAAAAAUUUAGUAAAUUCAGGGCUGGAGGGAGGAAUGUUUAUCCCAGUAGAUGACAAUAAAAAUUCUAAAAAACAGAAUCUAAAAAAAAAUGAAUUCCUUUUUUCAUUCCACACUCCUCCAUUCAACAAACAAGAAAUUAAUGUAUUAAAAUCUAAAAUAUUUAUCAACUACAAAAUGAACAUCUCUAAAAGUCUUCAUGAUUCCAUUUUAACAGGUGAAGUUGUAACAGCCAAAGAAAAAAUCAUAUACUUGGAAGAUAUGGUUCGACAAAUAUACACCUUCAUUCAGGAUUUUCCACUAUUGAAGAAUGCAAAAAACGGAAGAAUUACAAGUGCAACUAAUAAUCAAACUUCAGGAAAUCUAAGGACAGCUAGCCAAAAAUCUCCCACGUGGGAUAGAACCAAUUUGAUCACUCAGCAGGUGAUGAGUAACGCCCAAGUGGAGGGAGAAGUGGAAGAUGGCUUAGAAGUGGAAAACGUAAGCAAUGGAAACAGCUUUAGUAGAAGUCCUCGUGUAUGCAAUGUAGGUAUGAGCAUACGAGAAAAUGACAAACGGAUCUGUACAAUUGAUAAAAGCAUUGACAUAGACCCCUGCAGUGAUGAACCUAAAAAUAAUCUCCCUGUUUGUGGAAACUUCAAUAAUGUUGAAAAUGGAGAGGAAGAAAAUGGAAGGGGAAAAAAUGGAGAGGAAAAAAAUGGAGAGGAAAAAAAUGGAGAGGAAGAAAAUGGAGAGGAAGAAAAUGGAGAGGAAGUAAAUGGAGAGGAAGAUGGGGGCAAAUAUAAGAAUGUCAAUAUAUCAGAAGAAACUUAUGCGAAUAUCUCUAGCACGACUCACCACGAACAGAAUUAUAUGCAUAGUGCGAUAACAAGUGCCCAAAUCGGAGAAAUUUCCCCAAGUAAGAAUAUAAUGGUGGAUGGGAUGAGCAGCAGAGGUCUAAUAAAGGAUGUGGUAAAAAUAAGAUGUGCAGACAAUGCAGGGAGUACAUAUCACGAGGUUGAAGAAAAUGAUAAUAAACAUAGUGGUAGUGAUAAUGAUAAUGGUAGUGAUAAUGAUAAUGGUAGUGAUAAUGAUAAUGGUAGUGAUAAUGAUAAUGGUAGUGAUAAUGAUAAUGGUAGUGAUAAUGAUAAUGGUAGUGAUAGUGAUAAUGGUAGUGAUAGUGAUAGUAAUGAAAAUGGGCCAGAUGUAGGGAGGGACGACCUUAUGAAUACCCAUUUUGAGAAAAUAAAGAAGGAAGAUGUAAAAAAUAUGCCAAAUAACAUAACAAAUAUGAAAGAAAAACAGUUAAAAGAAAAAAACGAUUAUGGAGAAUAUGGCAAGAAUAAGCAUAUCCCCAUGAGGACAGAUAGUCAUCAGAAGAAAUUCAAAAUGAAUUGUGGAUUUCCAGAAGAUAGUAAAAAUAAACAAAUAGAAUUCCUAAAUAACAUCAUAGAAGAGUAUAAAACGGAAUUAGAUGUAAAAAUAGUUGAAAUACAAAAAUUAAAACACUCAAAUAAUAAUACCAAUAUUCUUUAUAAAGCUUGUUAUAAAAAAUUAAGAGAAAUUGAAAAUAAUCUUAAAAAAACCGAUACAAUGAAUUUCUUGCUUAAAUUUGAUGAUUCAUAUCAAAAUAAAUUAGACAGCCAGGUGAGCCAAAAAAAGGUAUAUACAGACACAGAUGUAAGGACGAGAAGGAGGAGGAAAAGGGGAACGAGGACGAGGACAAUGACCAUGGAGAAUUCAAUGAAAACGGAUUUAGUGUCUAGAAAUGAGGAAGAAAAAAGUGUUGUCAGAAACAUUAACCGUUUUAACGUCACAGGAAGGUGCAGCAGCGCGUAUGGAGCAACGAUGCCUAAUGUACUACCAUAUGGAGGAGAAAAAAUUAACAAAAGGAAAGAAGGAAUUCAAAUGGAAUCUGUUAGUAGGAGAGUAAUGAAAUUAUUUAGAGGGGAUUUACGAGAAAAUUCACAAAUUGAACAAAUGGCUACAAGAACGAGAACGAUAACAGAUGAGAAAAGGUAUGCAAAACAUUACACCCACAUGAGUAAUUAUGAAAUUAAAGAAAAAAAAAUUGAAAUACUUGUGAAAGAAAAUGAAACAUUAAAAGAUAAAAUAAAUAAGUUAAAAUCAGCUGGUGAAUCAUGUAUUAGUAGAAUACCAACAAUCAAGGAUACAUAUGCUACAUCAAAUGGAAAUGAUAAAUAUAAAUAUAAGAAAUAUUCAAAAUUAAGAGGUGUUCAGCAUUAUUGUAUGAGUUCAAACUUAUUCGAUAAAUCAAUGGAAAAUAAAAAUUUCUACAAUGAUGCAAGGGAAAGGAACAAUUACAGCAAUAAUACUAGAUUCAACUUGCCUCUUAAUUUGAUCAAAAGCUAUUCUUAUAAUCCAAUUUUGCACAAAGACUGA
Messenger RNA from Plasmodium gonderi, 4413 nucleotides. RefSeq lists its product as hypothetical. Lineage: Eukaryota; Apicomplexa; Aconoidasida; Haemosporida; Plasmodiidae. The transcript has a single exon. The coding region runs from base 1 to 4413 and encodes 1470 amino acids. The record is from RefSeq and is a predicted model, not a curated record.